AAACUGCCCAUGUCCAUCAUCAUCGUUGGAGUGGGACAGGCUGAGUUUGACGCCAUGGUGGAGUUGGAUGGUGAUGACAUCAGAAUCUCUUCCAGAGGGAAGCUGGCAGAGAGAGACAUUGUCCAGUUUGUCCCAUUCAGAGACUACAUGGAUCGUACAGGGAACCAUGUCCUCAGUAUGGCCCGGCUAGCCAAGGAUGUCCUGGCUGAGAUACCCGAUCAGUUCAUCUCUUAUAUGAAGAGUCGGGGCAUCAAACCCAACCCUGCACCGCCCCCCUACACACCCUCUGGACACACACACCACACACAGAUCUGACCACCUCACACACACACACCUUUACACUGAGUACUGAUGAGAGAGACACCAUCAAAGAUUUGCAACCCCUAGGAAUCAUGGGAGGGGAACUCUGUCUACUUCCUGUUUGGAACAUCGAGACAGGAAGUGAUGUAAGAGGAAGCUAUUAAAGCUACAGGUGUUUGUGUCAAAACUCUCCCAAACAGGUAACUCUCUGGACUGGGGAAGACAACAGUGUUUCUGUUCAUUGUGGUUCUAUCUAUUCUGUUUGUCUCUCUGGAGGAAAAGAGAGACCACCAUGGAGAGAUUAUAUGUUGCUGUGCCAUACAAGGACUAUGGUGAUCUAUGAAUUGUCUUUUUAUCAACAUACAUGGGCCUGUGACUGUUUUCUUUUGUAUUGUUAAAGAGCAGGUGUGAUCGAAGGGUCAUGUUGUGGUUGAAACUUGUGCCUGUCUGUAGAGGGGUUAUCUCACCGACCAAGUGGAACCCUCGUGUGAACACUGACAUCUCACCUUCGACCUUUGAUCUUGCAUGUGAUUGGUGUAUUGGAGCGCGUGUGUUAAGGUGGUGAUGUUUUUAGAAACCUUUCCAUCAGUUUACUAGUUUGUUUUGGGCCUCAGACAUGUCUACAUAUUGAUUAGUAGCUUCAUCAUUCAAGAUGAAAAAAGAAAAGUAUUUGUAAUUUUUUGUUUCAUUGCUUCACUAAGUUUUUCGUACUCCCAUAAAUUAUUGAUUCUUCUCUUGCUUUACAUUUCAAAGCAUGUUUGUGUAGGAUGAAAUUUCCCUGUAUGCCUGUAUUUAUAAUGUAUCAAAGUGGCAUGGAUAUAUAAGGAUAUAUAAUGAAUUUGUAUUUGUUUAGUUAUUUUAUCAUUUCUAGGUACCUUCCCAGUUUAGAUUUCUCUACAACACACAGUUAGUUAGAUAGUUAGCAAUACGAUUAAGCACAAGGGCGAGAUACUUCAACCACCACAGCAGUUGGUAGAACCUGUCUGUGACGUCAUCGUAACUGUGACAUAAAUAGCCACACCUGUAACAUACAUCAUCAUAAGUAUUGGUUUUGAUAGUUGACCAGGUCAUAUUUGGGAUCAGUCAAAGAUAUUUAAAAUAUACAAAUUAUUACGCAAUUCAAAAGCACACAAAACAAAUCUAAUACUCUUUCAACUAUUCAAUUUUUUUUUCUCUCUUUUCAUCUCUCUCUUUCCAUUGAAAACCUCUCUGGAUAAAGACAGUAAAUGUAUCCACUUGAAGAAUAUUUUAUUCUAUGAAUGAAUAUUUUAUUCUAUGAAUCCUUUUCAUGAUCAACAAUAACUCGCCCACCAGUCCUUUAUCUCUCCCUCUCUCUCUCCCUCUCUCUCCUCUCCCUCUCCAUCUCUCUCUCUCGCUCUCUUUCUCUCUCUCUCCCUCUCUCUCCAUCUAUCGCUCUCUAUCUCUCUCUCUUCCUCUCCCUCUUCCUCUCCCUCUCCCUCUCUCUCUCUCUCCCUCUCUCUCCCUCUCUCUCUCCCUCUCUCUCUC
Messenger RNA from Oncorhynchus masou masou (cherry salmon), 1806 nucleotides. Its product is annotated as copine-8-like. Gene Ontology annotation, biological process: cellular response to calcium ion. The transcript has 3 exons. The record is from RefSeq and is a predicted model, not a curated record. Bases 10 to 315 code for a protein of 101 amino acids. Lineage: Eukaryota; Metazoa; Chordata; Actinopteri; Salmoniformes; Salmonidae. Gene Ontology annotation, cellular component: plasma membrane. Gene Ontology annotation, molecular function: calcium-dependent phospholipid binding.